UUGUCAAACUGACUCCGGCAUCGUCCGACAGUCAUUGAGCUGAAAUUCAUUGCGUGGACGAAUGCAUAUAUCAUUCUGCCAUGACUCUCCCGCAAUGACGGACUUCUUGCUGCCAGUGGAGAGGACCCUGACCGAGGUUUUGGGAGAGCAUCCGGGCGAGCUGACACAGACGGGAAGUCCAAACUUCGUCUGCUCCGUUCUGCCCUGCCAUUGGAGGUCCAACAAGACUUUACCGGUGGCCUUCAAGCUGGUGGCCCUGGGUGAGGUGUCCGAUGGCACCCUAGUAACCAUCAGGGCAGGCAACGAUGAGAAUUACUGCGGUGAACUGCGUAACUCCACGGCGGUUAUGAAGAAUCAAGUGGCCAAGUUUAACGAUUUGAGAUUCGUGGGAAGGAGCGGAAGAGGCAAGAGUUUCACCCUGACGAUCACGGUCAGCACCAACCCCCCUCAAGUGACCACCUACGCCAAAGCCAUCAAAGUCACCGUAGACGGGCCUAGAGAACCUAGAAGUAAGACCAGACAACAGCAACAACUUCGAGCUUUGGCCUCGGCCUUUGGCCAUCGUUCGACCUACCUAGGCGAUCCCCUGCGGGACUGGGACUUUCGCAGGAAAGCAGCGGAGCAAUGGGCCACGGACGUACACAGGAGACAAGAUGCCAACCAAGUGCUGGGUCUACCUUUACCCGAACUGUUCUGGAGCCCUUAUGUCACGCCCUACUCGUUCUAUCAGACCGCCAACUAUAUACGAGGGGGAGGAUAUUUGCCCUCCUUGGCCUACCACUUGGAUCACCUUCUACCCUCCACCAGACUCGAUUCCUCUACAGACGACCCCACUACCUCUACUCAUGGAGAUUAUUCAGAGAUGUGCGGAGUGGUAUCGGCUUCCCACGGUGAGAAAGUAGAGGAUAGACGUUCUAGCGAAGAAUCCUGUCAACAAACGUUAAAUUUAUGGACCUGUCCUUAUCUGCUAACCACACGGAUGCUAGAGGGACGGCGAAUGUAUCUGAAAUCGGCGCAUCCCUGAGGAUACUUCACCCAUUUUUUCGAGUAAAUCUUGUUUUAAAAUGUUUAUAUCGCGAGUUAAUCUGUUUUUAACUAUGUUUAACAUCCAAUUUUAUUUUAUCAUUGAAACGUUCUCCGACAGUCGGAGGGGGUGGUCGCGCACUGGUGGCGCCAUCUGGGUGUUGAAAAAGACACUUAACGUUCUCUAAACAUCUUGUUUUUAUCGCCUACCUAAUAAGAAGGAGAAAAAGAAUGAAAACUAAGGGGAAGAAAGGACUUAUCGAGAGAUAAAAAUGGAAGCAGAAGGGUCCAAUUCGACUCGAAUUUUCGUUAGGUGCUGGGUGUACCUAUAGUGUCGCCAUCUCGUGUUAUUUACUGAAAGAACUGCUCCGUCCUCCAUACUGCUUCGUUUCUAUGACUCGCAACUGAAAACAGUUGCAUUUUCAUCAAUUUUUAUCAUCCGCCGAACUCUUUUUUUUUUAUCCCGAAAAACUUUCAGAGAGAAGAAAAAGAAUAAGAAGAGAAGAAGAAGAAAAAAAACAAACAAUACUUAAUUAAAUUUUACUUUUAUCCAAAAAGAAACCUUUGACUAACCGAACAUUUUGCUUCUUUUAUGUUAAAAUCCUUUGCUUCUUUGUUUUCAGAAAUAAAAUUAGGGAAACAUUUGCAAAUGCUAAUUGCAGAAAGACGACUUGUUUGUUCUACUAUUUCAAUAGACAACAGCUCUUUUUCUAAAUGUAGAAAACGUCUGAAAUUAAAUGCAAUUUUUUUUAUUUUA
This is a messenger RNA of Centruroides sculpturatus (bark scorpion), 1780 nucleotides long. RefSeq lists its product as uncharacterized. The record is from RefSeq and is a predicted model, not a curated record. Gene Ontology annotation, cellular component: nucleus. Lineage: Eukaryota; Metazoa; Arthropoda; Arachnida; Scorpiones; Buthidae. The transcript is spliced from 6 exons. Gene Ontology annotation, biological process: regulation of DNA-templated transcription. Gene Ontology annotation, molecular function: ATP binding; RNA polymerase II cis-regulatory region sequence-specific DNA binding; DNA-binding transcription factor activity, RNA polymerase II-specific. The coding region runs from base 62 to 1024 and encodes 320 amino acids.